AGUGACUUCACUGCGUUGUAGACUUUCUCUGAUUUCUAUACUCAAAAGUUCCGGAAUCGAUACCAAGUUAGAUCAUUUCGAAGUUUUGAAUUUCCUCGUGGUUUAGAAAAUCUGUGAUUUAUUUAUUUCAUAUAUUUAUAUAUAUAUUAAUUUAUGAUAUAUAGUCUAAUGUUACAUUAAUUCCUGAAUACCGAAGAUAGUAAGCCGCUGAAAUGAGUUGUUGAUAAUGCCUCUGGGUACUGUGGCAAAGAUUUCAGUUGGGUGGGCUGUUGCUAUAGCUGGUGGUUUGUACGCAUUUGUCCUUUCUAAAAGGUCUAUUGACAGCAGGCGAUAUGAAAGUAUGAAAGUACGAGAACCAAAUAUGGGCCAGUUGGACAUGGCCAAGAUGCAACUUGUGCAAGACUUAGAGAUAGAAAUGAUGGCAGAUAUGUACACAAGACUAACUAAUGCUUGCCAUAAAAAGUGUAUUCCUCCUAAAUAUAACGAAGCCGAGCUUGGUAAAGGUGAAUCUGUAUGCAUAGACCGCUGUGUUGCCAAAUAUUUAGAUAUUCAUGAAAGAGUUGGCAAGAAAUUGACAAUGCUUUCAACUCAAGAUGAAGAUUUUAUCAAACGAAUGCAAGGCGAACAGUCCAAAAGUGUAGGAUCAUAG
Molecule: messenger RNA, 649 nt
Organism: Nezara viridula (southern green stink bug)
Lineage: Eukaryota; Metazoa; Arthropoda; Insecta; Hemiptera; Pentatomidae
Source: the annotation of a GenBank genome assembly